GGCCGCAGGCGAUGCGGGCGGCGGGCGGGCUGAGGGACGGGCGGGCGGCCUGACCCCCCCCACGCCAUGCGGCUCUCCUGCAAAGUGGCGGCGGCUCUGCUGUGCCUCGGCAGCCUGCUGCUGCUCUAUCUUCUGGCGGGCAGUGCCGCCGCGCCCCCGCGCCCGCCGCCCGCACUCUCCGCGCCCGCCCGCCCCGUCGCGCCGCUAGCCCGCCGGCAGCCGCGCCUCAGCCGGAGCCCGCCGAGGAGCGGCAGCAAGCUCGCCAGCGCCAGGAAGCUUGGAGAACAGAAGCAUGCAAGAGAGCCCUCAUCAUUGCAACAAUGCAUGCAUCUGGCAGUGGUGGCAUGUGGGGACCGGCUGGAGGAGACACUGAUCAUGCUGAAAUCAGCAAUUCUCUUCAGCAACAGAAGGCUCUGUUUUCACAUCUUUGCUGAGGAUUCCCUCAGGCCUGAAUUUGAGAAGAAGUUAAAGGAAUGGCCUUCCUCGUACACCAAGAAGUUUGAACACCACAUUUACCCAAUAACCUUCUCAGUAGGAAAUGCUCAGGAGUGGAAGAAGUUAUUCAAACCAUGUGCUGCCCAGCGCCUUUUUCUUCCGGUCAUUUUAAAGGACGUGGACUCUCUCCUUUACGUGGACACCGACGUUCUCUUCCUGAGGCCCAUCGAGGACAUCUGGCACAUGCUGAAAGAGUUCAACUCAACACAGCUUGCUGCCAUGGCCCCAGAACACGAGAUACCAAAGAUUGGCUGGUACAGUCGCUUUGCACGUCACCCUUAUUAUGGCACAACUGGAGUCAAUUCCGGAGUGAUGCUAAUGAAUUUAACACGGAUACGCAGCACUCAGUUCAAGAACAGCAUAACACCGAGCGGUUUGAGCUGGGAGGAGAUGUUGUAUCCCUUAUACCAAAAGUACAAAAACCACAUUACAUGGGGAGACCAGGAUCUGCUAAAUAUAAUUUUUUACUUCAACCCAGAGUGUCUCUAUGUGUUUCCAUGCCAGUGGAACUACCGUCCUGACCACUGUAUGUAUGGAAGCAACUGUAAAGGUGCAGAAGAAGAAGGUGUCUCUAUUCUGCAUGGCAAUAGAGGUGUCUACCAUGAUGACAAGCAGCCUACCUUCAAGGCACUCUACGAAGUGAUACGUGAUUUUCCAUUUGAAGAUAAUCUCUUCCAGUCAUUGUACUACCCUCUGCAGUCUAAGUUUCUGGAUACAGUGCACACUUUAUGUGGGAGAAUUCCACAAGUAUUUUUGAAGCAAAUUGAGAAGACUAUGAAGAAGGUGUAUGAAAAUCGUGUCAUUGUCUACCUGGGGGCCAACCACAGAUACUAAAUGUAGCUGUGCUUUGACAAAGAGAUUUUUAGCUCUUGCAUCUCAUCUCACGAGGCAUAGAAUCGUAGAAUCACCUCGGUUGGAAGGGAUCUCUGAAGGUCAUUCUAGUCCAACCUCCCUGCAGUGAGCAGGAGCAUCCUCAACUAGAUCAGGUCUCCCAGAGCCUCAUCGCGCCUCACCUUUAACAUCUCCAGGCAUGGGGUCUUGAGCACCUCUCUGAGCAACCUGUUCCAGUGCUCAACCACCCUCACUGUAAAGAACUUUUUCUUAACACCAUAUGCUAACAGCAUAUGAGCUCCUGUACUGAAACUCAGAAUUCAAAUGCUGUCCUUAUUCAGUUUCCUAGUAAUCCCUCAAAUGACAAACUGGGGAAAUCCUAGAAGUCUACCUAAACUCUUCUUUCUUAGGCCUUUGGUUCUCUUCCUACAAGAGAGGUGAUGACUGUCACUUCAUUUGACAAGCUCAGUUUGGUUGGUUAAUGUCCUACACCCAUGUCCACUGUAACUUCUUUUGAAGUUGUGCAAAGUCUUGUGCUUGGGUUUGACAAAGAAGUUAGGUAAUACAGGGACUUGAAAUGCUAGGGCAGGUAUUCUUGGCUGCCUUGAGACUGUUGGAUUACAGAAAAGAUCACUCUUGCAGUAGGAUGAGUUAAAAUUUACUAUAGUAAAGGGAAAUCAUUUGCUUGAAAUUGCACUUCUGUCUGAAGGCUUAUUACCUGCUGUUCUUCACAUGUAGGACCUGUAGUUUCUCUUACUGAAGAAGAUGAGGGGAACAGAAGUGCCUCUUGACUGUGGUUUACAGCACUUUUUCUCUAGUGAUUGUCCUUUCUCCCUUCUGCUCUUCAGCAGAGGAGGAAUAAGAAGGAGCAUUUAUAUGAAAACUGUGUCCAAGAAGUGGGAGUAGGAUGCAGUGGAAUCUGUGGCACCUGCCCAGCUCAGAGAGAGCAGCAAGACAAUCCCUUCCUGCAUGGGGUAUGGUCAGGAUCUUCCCUCCAAUCUCUGUAACAGUUUCAGGAAUGCGUUCCCUACCUUGUCAGCACAAAAUACAUUAGACACAGUCCAAGAAUACUGUGAAUGAAGAGUGCAAAGCCAGGUACUAUUAAUCUGAUGCCACCAGCAGCUGUUCUUCCACCCCCGUGUUGGAAGGCUGUAGAUGCUGCCCUGACUCCUCUCUUAGCUUCACCAGAAACCUGGGGCACAAAAUUUUCUUUCUGCCUGGCAUUUUUGCUUCUGGAAGCGAAAAGUUUUGUGCUAGGGUCAUAAUGAAUAACCUCAGAGUGAAAGAGGAUGCAAGCUGGCUUCAGUGUUUAUUUACAGUUCUUUAUUUAGUCUAGAUUUCCAAAGUAUGGUCAUCUGAUGAUGUGCAGGGACACAAACUUACUAAAACUUCCUGAAGCUGAGAGGCGCUUGGGACAAGUCACUGGGAAACUAAAAGUGAGGAAGGACACUCGUAAAGAGCUAUGAGACAGGAGCAUGCUCCCAGAGGGCAUUUUCUAAGAGCAAGCUUUGAGGGGAGCAUGUAGGAGAGUGCUUGAAGGAAACUGCAGAGAAAAUGAUCUUUGCAGGUCUGUUCAGCAAAAAAAGCCAUUCUGUGGAGCUGCUCACCUUUAUAUUUAAUAGGCAAAGCAGGAGAGGGGUGAGGAGAGUGAGCAGUGUGAAGUUUUCCUGUAAUGAUAAGAAAACUGGCACAGAUUGUACAUCCUGUACACAUGUUUAUUAGAGGUAAAUGUUUGGGGUGUGUGGAUGAGGUGAAGGGUCUGUUCCUUAAGCUCAGAUAGAGGAUUUCUGAAGAAUUGCAGUCUGGGGAGGGGGGGGGUUCUGCCCUCUCCAGUCAGGUCUGAUGCAGAGUUUCAUAAUUAAUGGCUCCAAGAAAAGUCCUUUUAGCUUGCACAUUCCUCUCUCCUUGUGUGGCAGCCCAUGAGGAGGGGGGUGGGGAAGAAUGCAGUCCUGGCUGGUAUCUCCAGCUGCCAGAUAAGCAGCCUAUGCAGAGGACAAAGUGCCAGCAAACUUAUACCAAACACUCGAGUGUGAAAGUGUCUGUGACAUGUCCGUGAGCAUGCUGGGUGAAUGGCAUAGCACAGCAAACAGCACCACUACAGAGUCAUCUUGAGCAGAGGAGGUGUUGAGGAUGAAGCUUGCAAUAACGGGCAUGCAGGCUUGGUCCUAGCAGCUUUGCUGCUGCUCUGUGCUCUCAGGCAUGACAAACAGAAGCGUCUGUUGUUCGCGCCUCUCUGUGCCACAAAUUCUAAUCAACAGCUCCUGUGUGCUCCUGACUCGGAUCUGUUAUCUUGCAGUCUCUGCCACAUGAGUGUAAAUCGACAUGCAAAGGACAGAGGCAGCUCUGCAUCUUUGGGUUGAAAUGCCCAGGAAGGCAUUUAAGCUGUAGGUGUUACAGUCUCUACCAGCUUAACAUUUUCUGUUUGUCCCUGAAGUUUUAGUUGACACUUCUAGCUGCAGAGAGUUUGAAAGCAACCCAAAUGGACCUUGAAGACUUCAGAGCCAGAAGACAAUGAAAUGAAAACUCACCAAUGCUGUUUUAAGAAGUUUAAGGUCCUGUAAGCCAAAUGUACAACAGCUUUUAGGCUGGCAAUACUGAGAGCUUGUACAAAAUAUUGUCUUGCUUUUUGAUUGUUUAUUUCAACUGUCAGUGUAAAGAUGACUGUAGGACAAACAAAACUGGAUGAGGUGCAUGCUGGACACUCCAAACUCUUAAUUUCUGCAAACCACAGUAAGCUGCAGAGUAAAAGUCUUGUUUCCCAGACAGUUGAAACUCUGAUGCUAAGCCUCUGGGGUUCAGGAGUCUGGGAUUGUGUAAGCUAUGAUUCAGCAGAACCCUGCAACUGUGGGCACAUUAAAAUGAAGGAAUGGAAUUCAUUACAAAACAAAGGCAUUAUUGCAUAUAAAGCCAUCAGAGAUGAGAACUGUGGGUUUUUUAUGUUUACAGGAGGUGCUACAUUCUGCUUAGAAAGAACUGAGUUAUGUUCUCAACAGCUAUUAAAAUAUAUGAAGUAUAUGCUUUAACAUGAAGAAUUUUGUUAAUGCAAUAUCAGCUGGCAGGAAGAAUGGGGGAGUUUCCCCCCUGCUGUGCUUUCUCUGAGAAGAAAAGCUGUAAUUUGAGCUCUCCAAAGUGUUUUACAACAAUUAUGGAACUUUGAUUUCUUCUGUUGCUAGAAUUAUUAAUUUAUAUUGUUAUUACAGCUUCCACAACCAUGUUGUGUUUUGCUUUUUACCAGUAGUGGCUUCUAAUAUUAAUCUUACUUAGAAAGCAGUUUUCAUUCAUUUUGUAUUUCCUACUCGUGGCUAAUUCCUUGUUAAUUAGCCUUCAUUUACUUUCAUAAUGGGAUGUGUAAAUACUUAUAUAGAAUUUAUAUCCUCAUUUCCCCCUUUCCCUUCAUGUAUUUUAGCUAUUUCUAAUGGUAUCAUGUAACCAAAACACCUUUACUGGUGCAACACCUUGAGCAGGGCCAUCAUAGCAGAGAGGAAGGCAAAAAUACUUUUAUCUGAGUGAACAGAAACUCCAGCACAUGGAAUGCAUGAGGGAAAAAGGGAGAAGAAUCACCUCUCACUCUGAGAAAGGUCAGGCUGCAGCCCAGAGACCUGUGCCCAGCUUCUCUGAGCACAAACCCUAAGCCAGCCAGUGCUUGAUGCUCUCCGUAGUCAGGCUUAGACACAGUGAAUGAAGUGAAGCACCUAACCAUGUCCUUGUUGUACCAGCCUCGAAGAUUCAGGUUUUAAGUUUGCUGUGUUCUACUUGAAUUUGCAGAAGAUAGAUAAAGAGGGACUUUGUGUUUAGAGCCGCUGAGCACCUCCUUUUAGCCCAAAGCCAUUUAAGGCAGCGUCAGGCAUUGGACAGCAAAAAACCAGCAGGAGUGAGAAGCAUUUGGUUGCAUCGUUUCUGUCAUGUGAGGGGUUUUCCAGGCUGCUUGACCUGCACAGCACAAGCAGCUUUAGGGAUUUCAAGUACAGGUGGGAACUGUAAGCUGUUCCUUGUGUUUUCGUGUGUGUGUAUACAAGGAGAGUGUACCUGUAAAGAAUUCUCUGCCCUUUCAUUGCUCCUGUGUUUUCAUUUGACAAGUGCACCAGUUGUUUAUAGCUCCCAAGGAGGCCUAGCAGUGCAUUUCUCUGUGGAUUAAGAUCCUUUUGCUUACAGUACAAAUAAACAAAGUUUUAUUCAGGC
Pogoniulus pusillus (Red-fronted tinkerbird) is the source of this 5505-nucleotide messenger RNA. RefSeq names its product glucoside xylosyltransferase 2 (gene GXYLT2). Gene Ontology annotation, biological process: protein O-linked glycosylation via N-acetylgalactosamine. Lineage: Eukaryota; Metazoa; Chordata; Aves; Piciformes; Lybiidae. The record is from RefSeq and is a predicted model, not a curated record. Gene Ontology annotation, molecular function: UDP-xylosyltransferase activity. Bases 67 to 1329 code for a protein of 420 amino acids. The transcript has 7 exons.